AUGGAGAAUGUGAAUUUUCUGCAAGAGUUCAUGGGAGUAAAAGCCAUGGUAGAAAAAGGGUUGGAUCGAGUUCCUCAUGGUUUUAUCAGGUCCCUUCAAGAGCGUCCAAAAGACUCUCAAGAUGAAGAGCAUGAGAAUAUACCCGUUAUUGAUCUGCAGGAACAAGUGGUGAAUCAUGGCAUUGCUCCAUCCUCAAUGAAUGAAAUGAUGGAGGCAGCUCGUGAGUUCUUUGAGUUACCAGAUGAACAGAAAAUGAAGUACUUUACUUUGGAUACAAUGUCAAAGUUUCGCUAUGCAUCGAGCUUCAACUUGCAGAAGGAUAAAAUUCUUAGCUGGAGAGAUUUCAUUCUUUACUCCUGUCAUCCGCUAGACGAUGCCAUAUCUCAGUGGCCCAGCUCUCCACCUACAUUUAGGUAA
Molecule: messenger RNA, 417 nt
Organism: Cryptomeria japonica (Japanese cedar)
Lineage: Eukaryota; Viridiplantae; Streptophyta; Pinopsida; Cupressales; Cupressaceae
Product: protein DMR6-LIKE OXYGENASE 2-like
Exons: 2
Coding region: 1-417 (138 amino acids)
Source: RefSeq, a predicted model, not a curated record